AUGUGCUACUGCAUAAAAGGUUGUCUUGUUAGCAAUCCGUAUCAGUUGACGGUGAAAAUGUGGAAAGCUCGGAUUUUCUUCAUACUUCUCAUCUUUUUUUUUCUACCUUCUGUUAAUGCAGGAUACAAUGCUAUCGACGACUGUAUUAAGACGAACACACAAAAUAAAAAAAAACCUUCAAUUCCGCCGAGUUCCUGCCACGACAGUGAAGCAGGUUUAUGUGCCGCACUAUUCCAACUGGAUGCACAAACAAUUGGAACUAACUUAAUGGAGUAA
Messenger RNA from Dracunculus medinensis (Guinea worm), 276 nucleotides. Lineage: Eukaryota; Metazoa; Nematoda; Chromadorea; Rhabditida; Dracunculidae. The record is from the annotation of a GenBank genome assembly.